CUUGUGAACUCAGAAAAUGAACUAAAAUAAACUUUUCAAGAACUUGACCCAACACUGUUUGCAUUAUAAGUAUAACUUCAUGUAUGUUACAGACAUUACAGAGAACAGCUGAGGUGGCAGGAGAGAUUGAGAUGACCAAAUCCCACCUGAACAAAACAAGUGAAGAUCUUCAGCAGUGGGUCACAGAUGUUCAAUUGUGGGCAGCAUCAACUCCGAGUACCAUCAGUUCACAUGACCCACAGGGGCUGCAGCGUCUAAUGGAAGGCUUGGUCCCUAAAAUCCACCAAAAGAAAAUGGAGUUGUACAGAGAGACAGACAACAACAAAGACAGGCGACGCAAGCGAUCUGCCAUUGCUAAAGAGAAGAGCAAACUAGAAGAGGCCAUAACAUCAUACAAUGCUCUGGUCUCAAAUGCAGAGGUUGUGGAUCCAGCAGACGCCCUUUUAGCACAAGACUUUUCAAUAUGGCCUUGGGAAACAGUUCAUCACCAUCCUCCACAGAACCAUAGACUGACUCCAGCAACUCAAGAUAUACUGCUGGCAAAGCUGGAGGUCGCACGUGCUUCACUACAUCUGCGGCUGGAGGCAACAAGCUAUCUAAGAUCCUCCGCGCUCUAUGCAAGUCUGAAACCGACGGGUCACUUAACAGGAGAUCUACACUUGCUCGCCAAGUAUCAAAAUCGGGUUCGUUUGGAGGGUGCGGGCUCCUCCCUGAGAAAACCCUAA
Carassius carassius (crucian carp) is the source of this 725-nucleotide messenger RNA. RefSeq lists its product as uncharacterized. Bases 84 to 725 code for a protein of 213 amino acids. The record is from RefSeq and is a predicted model, not a curated record. The transcript has 4 exons. NCBI's taxonomy places the organism in Eukaryota, Metazoa, Chordata, Actinopteri, Cypriniformes, Cyprinidae.